AUGGCGUCCCGUUUGGCGAGAAACGCGGCUGGCCUCGCCCGCCUGCGGCCGGCCCUGUCUACGCGCCCAGCACUCCCGGCCCUGGCGACCAGCGUCCGCAUGUCGUCGACCACCCCGUCGUCGUCGUCGUCCGUCCCGACCGAGGACCCCAAGGCCAAGGCAUCGAGCAUCCUCGACGCGCUCCCCGGCAACUCGCUCAUCUCCAAGUCGGCCAUCCUGUCGUCGGCGGCCGGCCUGUCCAUCUACGCGCUGAGCAACGAGUACUACGUCGUCAACGAGGAGACGGUGGUCGCCUUCUGCCUGAUCAGCGUCUGGGCGGGCCUCAUCAAGUACGGCGGCCCGCUGUACAAGUCGUGGGCGGAGUCGCAGAACGAGAAGAUCCGCGGCAUCCUGAACGCGGCGCGCGCGGACCACUCGCAGGCGGUCAAGACGCGCAUCGCGGACGUGCAGCAGAUGUCGGGCGUGGUGGACAUUACCAAGAGUCUGUUUGCCGUGUCCAAGGAGACGGCGACGCUGGAGGCGCAGGCGUUUGAGCUGGAGCAGAAGACGGCGAUUGCGGCCGAGGCCAAGUCGGUGCUGGACUCGUGGGUGCGGUACGAGAGCCAGGUCAAGCAGCGCCAGCAGCGCGAGCUGGCCGAGAGCGUCAUUGCCAAGGUCAAGAAGGAGCUGGAGAACCCCAAGUCGCUGCAGCAGAUUCUGCAGCAGGCCGUUGCGGAUGUUGAGAGUACGUUCUUGGCCCCUGUCCUUGGCGACGGCAUGGGAUCGAUGGCAAAAGGCGGUCGUCUACUGUCGUCGACCCCAUUCCGCCUGCUGUGA
Messenger RNA from Sporothrix schenckii 1099-18, 816 nucleotides. RefSeq names its product F-type H+-transporting ATPase subunit b. The coding region runs from base 1 to 816 and encodes 271 amino acids. Lineage: Eukaryota; Fungi; Ascomycota; Sordariomycetes; Ophiostomatales; Ophiostomataceae. Gene Ontology annotation, molecular function: proton transmembrane transporter activity. The record is from RefSeq and is a predicted model, not a curated record. Gene Ontology annotation, biological process: proton motive force-driven ATP synthesis. The transcript has 2 exons.